AUGUCUUUUGCCAGUAUAGCAACGGAGUUUAUUUUAUCUGAUUCUCUCAUCCGGGAGCCAAAGGAUUUGCGGGCCAAGGGCUUGCGCUUAGAACUGGCCACUGAUCGAAUGAUUAAAUUUAUCUCUGUGGGACUCCCUCUUCUCCUGGUCUCAGCUGCACUGGCGAAAGAAAUCUCUCUGAAAUCACAAAUCACUUGUUUUCCUCCCAGUAACUUCUCGCUGAAGCAGGCCACUUAUGUGGAUUUGUACUGUUGGGAGACUCUACUCCAUCGUCAUCUCCAAACCAGUGGCAGCGUGCAGACAUCACUCUGGAUUCACAAGGUGUUCCCGUACUCUCUGCUGGUGAUUGGUAUGACCAUGUAUCUUCCAGCUUUGAUCUGGAAAGUAUUUGUUACUCCAACCCUCAUCGCUGACCUACUUUUCAUUAUUGAUGAGUUGGAUAAAGCCUACAAUCGAUCGAUCAAAGUGGCUCAACUGAUUGUGAAGAAACACGAGAACAGCCCCAAUGCCAAGCGUCUGAUCCAGGAAGAGUUGGACAGGGCUCGAAGGGAGAAGUUUUUUGAAUUCCCGCUCCUACAACGUUAUCUGGCCUGCAAGAGUCGAUCCUAUUAUUAUGUCUGCAUGUACUACAUGAGGCAGUUGCUGCUCCUGGUGUUCAUUGCUUUUGCCUGCCUCUACCUCGUCUAUUGCCAUUUUCCAGCAUUUUUCCAUGAUGAAUUCAGCUGUUCCAUUAAAUCUGGACUACUGGCCAAUGACCCUGACAUCCCAGCUGUGAUUCAGUGUAAGCUGACCUCAGUAACUAUAUUCAAGAUGAUUAGUGUGGUUAACGGUGCUGUUUACCUCCUCUUAGCCCCCUUGAUUGUUUACACUCUGCUGCAGCUCUGUUACUGGGAUAAACAAUUUCUGGCUGUAUAUGAGAUGCUCCCUGCAUUUGACCUGGUCAGCAGGAAGAUGCUGGGCUGUGCCCUGAAUGACCUCAACAUAAUUCUCCAUUUCCUUCGUGCAAAUAUCAAUCAGCUGGAGUCAUUCAAUCGGCUGGCAGUCCUGUGCAUUGUGAAGGAUGUAAGUUCAGGAGGGAAAGGCUACACUCUAGUGGAUAUGAUGACGCUGCUUGUAGGAUUGGAAAACUACACAAACGAAGGUGGGAGCUGUGUCAAUACAAGAGAGAAUGGGGCGAUUGGGCUGCAUCAUCGGGGAUACUUGGGUCCUCAACGAGAAGGGCAGGAGGGUCGGUUUCAAACAAGGGAGGCUACAGAUUGGACCUGCACAAACUCCCAGAGCUCCUCAAGUUGCUGAGACCACAACAACAGCAACAAUUGCAUCAACUGGACUUUGCAAUUUACCACAUUAGGCCUCAGAAAUGUAUUUGUAAUAAAGCUAUUAUAGCCUACUCAGAAUAUGUGCUCAAAAGAUUAUUAUUGUAAAUAUUUUACAGGGUGGGCUCUACAUAU
Carcharodon carcharias (great white shark) is the source of this 1451-nucleotide messenger RNA. It is a transcript of the gene panx3, whose product is annotated as pannexin 3. The record is from RefSeq and is a predicted model, not a curated record. Gene Ontology annotation, molecular function: channel activity. NCBI's taxonomy places the organism in Eukaryota, Metazoa, Chordata, Chondrichthyes, Lamniformes, Lamnidae. Gene Ontology annotation, biological process: positive regulation of interleukin-1 production; monoatomic cation transport. The transcript has 5 exons. Bases 1 to 1296 code for a protein of 431 amino acids.